AUGAAUGCCAACCCAAUAUGUUCAUGGUGUCAUCGGCAUGCUGAAACGCCAUUACAUGUUCUGUUUACGUGUAGUUUUGCUCAAGAAUUGUGGGACCGUGUAGGGAUGCAGGAGGUGCUGGGAGUCGAGGACACCACUACGGUUUUGCAGGUGUUUCAACAGAUGUUUAACAGUAGUUCCCGGAGUAAAAAAGUGAUGUUGGGAUUAUUUUGUUGGAGCUUAUGGUGGAGGAGGAACUCUUGGGUAUGGGAUAGGAAAAUUGUUUCGGCCUUUGGAGUUCAAUCGAUGGCAUUGGGGUUGUUACAGGAGUGGCAGUCGAGUCAGGAGGAGUUGGGGGGAGGAGGGCGAAAUCGAGCUAGUAGUGCCAACAGGCAGUGGUGUAAACCUCCAGAGGGAUGGAUUAAAGUUAACAUUGAUGCUGCGUGUCAUGCUCAGCAAGGGUAUAUAGGCAUCGGGUCUGUGGCUAGAGACGAGAAUGGACAGUUCCUUCGGGCUUCUGGACGCAGAAUUCAGGGACGAUGGAAGCCUAGGGAGGCGGAAGCGCUAGGCCUAAAGGAAGCUUUAUUAUGGGUUCGGGAAUGGAGAACAAGUAAGUGCGUGUUUGAGAUGGAUGCGAAGACAGUAGUUGACGCGAUUUAUGGAGAUGGCGGAAAUUCUUAUUUUCAUACAAUUAUAGAAGAUUGUGUGGAUAUUCUUCAUCACUUUCAUGAAGUGGUAGUUGUUUUUGAGCGUCGAUCUGCGAAUAAAGUAGCUCAUGUGCUAGCACAAACCGCUUAUUCUAUGACAGAUCAUAUGGAGUGGAUAGACAUCGCUCCUGAUUUUAUCUGUAAUCUUUUAAGUGAUGAUGUUUAA
Messenger RNA from Daucus carota subsp. sativus, 852 nucleotides. RefSeq lists its product as uncharacterized. The transcript has a single exon. The coding region runs from base 1 to 852 and encodes 283 amino acids. Gene Ontology annotation, molecular function: RNA-DNA hybrid ribonuclease activity; nucleic acid binding. NCBI's taxonomy places the organism in Eukaryota, Viridiplantae, Streptophyta, Magnoliopsida, Apiales, Apiaceae. The record is from RefSeq and is a predicted model, not a curated record.